AUGCCUUUGCGCGCUAAGGUGACCAACCCUGCUUUCCAAGCAACUGCCUCGAUAUCAACAUCAGUACCAAUCCCCAAAGAACUCCCCGGAGACGAGCCCGACGAUGUUUUGUUCAACACCCUCUACGGCCUUCGAAGCAUUGAGCUUAACCGACCCAAGAAGCUUAACUCCCUUAAUGGUUCUAUGGCCCGCAAGAUCUUCCCUCGCUUGAAGGAAUGGGAGAAGUCUCACCUGGCAAACAUCGUUCUCAUCUCCGGCGCCGGCUCCAAAGCACUCUGUGCAGGAGGUGAUGUUGCGGCAUUGGCGCUUCAGAAUGAGCAGGGAGAGGAGGGACAGCGCGCGUCAACGGAUUUCUUCGGCCUCGAAUACAGCCUCGACCACUCCAUUGCUACAUACUCCAAGCCCGUUAUCUCUUUCAUGGACGGAAUCACCAUGGGCGGUGGUGUUGGCCUGAGCAUGCACGCUCCUUUCCGAAUUGCGACUGAGAAGACCGUUUUUGCUAUGCCGGAAACCACCAUUGGUUUCUUCCCUGAUGUUGGUGGCUCGUUCUUCCUUCCCCGUUUGGACGGCGAGACUGGUACCUAUCUGGCUUUGACCUCAGAGCGCCUGAAUGGUGUGCAAGCUCUGUAUGCUGGUAUUGCCACCCACUUCCUUCACUCCAGUGUUCUGAGCAACGUGACUCAGCGUCUCUCAGAGCUGGUUUUCCCCGAUAACCUUGACCUUCCUGGACGCCUGGACGCUGUCAACAAGACCAUGGCCGAGUUCUCUCUUGGUCUUCCUUCUCUUCAAGAGGAGCCCAUGCUCCUCGCUGGUGAACUGCGUAACGCUAUCGAUCGUUGCUUCAAGUUUAACCAGGUCGAGGAGAUUAUUGCGGCGCUGGAAGCUGAACAAGAGCAGAAGGAGUGGGCACAGAAGACUCUCGAGACACUUUCAACCCGUUCACCAACAUCUCUCAAGGUGACUUUGCGUCAGCUGCGCCUUGGAAAGAAGUGGGGUAUCUCCGAGACUUUCAAGCGUGAGUACGAUAUUGCUGGUAACUUCAUGCGCCACCCAGAUUUCGUGGAAGGUGUCAAGGCCCGUUUGAUCUCUAAGCCCGCUCGCCAGGCCGAGUGGCAGCCCGCUACUCUCCAGGAGGUCUCACAGGAGACCGUUGAUGGUUUCUUCGCCACCCCCGAGAACCAGGAUGGUCUCAAGCUGUUGAGCGAGGGAGACUACAACCGAUACCCCCACGAGCGCUUUGCUCUUCCCAGUGAAGCCGAGAUUGAGAAGUUUGGCCGUCAGAGCAGAAGUGCCCGUGAGACGAUUCAACACUUUGUUGAGAAGUCAGGCCAGAAGGAGGGUGUGGCCGAGAAGGUUUCUGAGGUGUUGGCCCGACGAACAACCCCAGGCCAGAACGGCUUGGAAUGGCGAUAA
Molecule: messenger RNA, 1413 nt
Organism: Penicillium malachiteum
Lineage: Eukaryota; Fungi; Ascomycota; Eurotiomycetes; Eurotiales; Aspergillaceae
Product: mitochondrial 37S ribosomal protein mS47
Exons: 3
Coding region: 1-1413 (470 amino acids)
Biological process (GO): L-valine catabolic process
Cellular component (GO): mitochondrion
Molecular function (GO): 3-hydroxyisobutyryl-CoA hydrolase activity
Source: RefSeq, a predicted model, not a curated record